Molecule: messenger RNA, 4327 nt
Organism: Piliocolobus tephrosceles (Ugandan red Colobus)
Lineage: Eukaryota; Metazoa; Chordata; Mammalia; Primates; Cercopithecidae
Gene: EVC
Product: EvC ciliary complex subunit 1
Exons: 21
Coding region: 1-2973 (990 amino acids)
Biological process (GO): smoothened signaling pathway
Cellular component (GO): plasma membrane protein complex; ciliary membrane
Source: RefSeq, a predicted model, not a curated record
AUGACCCGCGGCGGGGCGGCCUGCAAGAGCGACGCGCGGCUGCUGCUGGGCCGGGACGCGCUGCGGCCGGCACCCGCGCUGCUGGUCCCCGCCGUGCUGCUGGGCGCAGCGCUCGGCCUCGGCCUCGGCCUCUGGCUCGGCUGCCGCGCGGGCCGCCGGAGCCCGCGACACCAGAAAGACGACACUCAAAAUCUGCUCAAGAAUUUGGAGUCUAAUGCGCAGACCCCCUUGGAAACUGGCUCCCCAUCGAGGAGGAGGAAGAGAGAAGCGCAGAUGUCAAAGGACAAGGAAGCUGUUGAUGAAUGUGAGCCGCCUUCCAACAGCAAUAUCACAGCAUUCGCCCUGAAGGCCAAAGUCAUCUACCCCAUCAAUCAGAAGUUCCGGCCUCUGGCCGAUGGCUCCUCCAACCCGUCUCUGCAUGAAAACUUAAAGCAGGCUGUUUUGCCGCACCAGCCGGUAGAGGCCUCCCCUUCCAGCAGCCUGGGGAGCCUGAGCCAGGGUGAGAAGGACGACUGCAGCUCCUCAUCCAGCGUCCACUCGGCCACCAGCGAUGACAGGUUUCUCAGCCGCACCUUCCUCCGGGUGAACGCCUUCCCCGAGGUGCUGGCUUGUGAGAGCGUAGACAUCGACCUAUGUAUCUACAGCCUUCACUUAAAAGACCUGCUGCAUUUGGACACAGCCCUGAGGCAGGAAAAGCACAUGAUGUUUAUUCAGAUUUUUAAAAUGUGCCUCCUUGACCUUCUUCCUAAAAAGAAGUCAGAUGAUGAAUUAUACCAGAAGGUCCUUUCAAAACAGGAAAAUGAUUUGGAGGAUCUAGAAAAGGGACUUCAGGUCAAACUGUCAAACACAGAAAUGUCGGGGGCUGGUGACUCUGAGUACAUCACUCUGGCUGAUGUGGAAAAGAAGGAGAGAGAAUACUCUGAACAACUAAUUGAUAAUAUGGAAGCUUUCUGGAAACAGAUGGCAAACAUCCAGCACUUUCUUGUGGACCAGUUUAAGUGUUCCAGCUCCAAAGCCCGACAGCUCAUGAUGACUCUGACGGAAAGAAUGAUUGCCGCCGAAGGGCUAUUGUGCGAUUCUCAGGAGCUGCAGGCUCUGGAUGCCCUGGAGAGGACGAUGGGGCGGGCACACAUGGCAAAAGUGAUUGAGUUUCUGAAGCUGCAAGUCCAGGAGGAGACGAGGUGCCGGCUGGCUGCCAUCUCCCGUGGCCUGGAGCUGCUGGCCGGUGAGGGGAAGCUGUCCGGGCGGCAGAAGGAGGAGCUGCUCACGCAGCAGCACAAGGCCUUCUGGCAGGAGGCAGAGCACUUCAGCCGGGAGUUUGUCCAGCGAGGCAAAGACCUGGUCAAGGCAUCUCUGGCUCACCAGGUGGAGGGGACGGCAAAACUCACGCUGGCCCAAGAGGAGGAACGGAGACGCUUCCUGGCUGAGGCCCAGCCGACUGCUGACCCGGAAACGUUUCUCAAGGCUUUUCACGAGGUCCUGGAGAGGCAGAGGCUGAUGCGGUGUGACCUGGAGGAAGAGGAGAAUGUCAGAGCCACCGAGGCUGUGGUUGCACUCUGCCAGGAGCUGUACUGCAGCACCAUGGACACUUUCCAGAAGUUCGUGGACGCCCUGUUCCUUCAGACGCUCCCUGGCAUGACUGGCCUCCCCCCAGAAGAAUGUGACUACUUGAGGCAGGAAGUCCAGGAGAACGCUGCCUGGCAGCUGGGGAAGUCAGAUCGCUUCCGGAGGCAGCAGUGGAAACUCUUCCAGGAGCUCCAAGAGCAAGACCAGCAGGUGUGGAUGGAGGAGUGUGCGCUGUCCAGCGUGCUGCAGACGCACCUGCGGGAGGACCACGAGGGCACCAUCCGCGGCGUCUUGGGCCGACUGGGCGGCCUCACUGAAGAGUCCACACGGUGUGUCCUGCAGGGGCAUGACCUGCUGUUGCGCUCGGCCCUCCGGAGGCUGGCACUCCGUGGCAACGCCCUGGCCACCCUGACACAGAUGCGGCUGUCGGGGAAGAAGCACCUCCUGCAGGAGCUGCGAGAACAGCGUGCGCUGGAGCAGGGGUCCUCCCAGUGCCUCGACGAGCAUCAGUGGCAGCUGCUCAGGGCCCUGGAGAUGCGCGUGCUGGAGGAGGCCAGCCGGCUGGAGGAGGAGACGCAGCAGACGCGGCUGCAGCUCCAGCAGCGGCUCCUGGCUGAGGCCCAGGAGGUGGGGCAGCUUCUGCAGCAGCACAUGGAGUGCGCCAUUGGGCAGGCGCUGCGGGUGCACGCACGGAAUGCGGCCACCAAGAGCCGGGACAAGGACAGGGAUGACUUCAAGAGGACACUGAUGGAGACGGCAGUGGAGAGCGUCUACGUGACCAGCACUGGUGUCGGUCGCCUGGUGCAGGCGUAUUACCAGCAAAUCGGAAGGAUCAUGGAGGACCACGAGGAGAGAAAACUGCAGCACCUGAAGACCCUGCAGGGUGAGAGGAUGGAAAAUUACAAGCUGCGGAAAAAGCAAGAACUCAGCAACCCUUCGUCAGGCAGCACGACAGCAGGUGGUGCUCAUGAGACCUCCCAGGCGGUCCACCAGAGGAUGCUGUCCCAGCAGAAGAGGUUCCUGGCCCAGUUCCCGGUGCACCAGCGUCUCCAUGCCCAGCAACAGCAGGCAGGAGUCAUGGACCUUCUGGAAGCCCAGCUGGAGACCCAGCUGCAGGAAGCUGAACAGAACUUCAUCUCCGAGCUGGCAGCCUUGGCCCGAGUGCCCCUCACUGAAAGCAAACUGUUCCCCGCUAAGCGUGGGCUGCCGGAGAAGCCCCUAAGGACUAAAAAGAAGAAGCCCCUGCCCCGGGAAAGAGGGGACCUGGGGGUGCCCAACGAUGAGGACCUCACCUCCGGGGACCACACCUCAGGCUCACUCAGCAGCAAAAGGCUGAGUCAGCAAGAAAGUGAAGCUGGGGACAGUGAGAACUCAAAGAAGAUGCUAAAGAGAAGAAGCAACUUGUAGUUUAAGACCAGUCAGCGGGACAGGACCUGAAGCCCUGGGUCUGGGUGUGAAUUCCGCCUUCCCUCCCACAGCGCCUAGGGGCAGCGAGGAGGGAGAGGACAGCGGCAUCUCUACUCACAGGCUCCUCUGAGAGGGAUGGAGAAAGAAUAGAAAUGUGCCCUAAAAGCAUAAAUGAGUAUGGUGGGUGCUAUGACUUGAGAAAAUCAGGCAUUAUCAUGUUGGAAACACGUCUCUGUGAGUUUGCAUCUCAUUUGGCUUCGAGCUGUGGCUUGAUGCCUCACGGGUCUUUCUCCCCCAGGAGGGAUGUCUUGAGGGGUCCGAGCCUCAGGCCAAGGACCCUUGAUGCAGACCCUGCAAUCCCUGGGCCGGAGGCCUGUCUUGGCCCACCUGGAGCUGAGGACACACAGAUACAUAAUGACACCUGCAGAAAUGUGUUCUCUGAGGACACUUAGAAUAUGAGGAAGAGGGUGUGGCCCCACCCUCGCUUCACCUGUGGGAGGGCUGCCUCUGGACAGCAGACCCCUCCCCCUGCAGAGAGAUGUCAUGGGGUUGCCUGCUCUCCUGGAUAGAUGCUGAGAGCUUCCAGAAGCUUCCAGACCAGCUCCUUCUCCACCACAGCCAGGAGAGGCCUUUCCCACUGGGAGAGAAGCUUCCACACAAGCCCCUCACACGCCACAGCCAGAAGAGGCCUUUCCCACCGGGAGAGAAACUUCCAGACCAGCCCCUCUCACCACAGCCAGGAGAGGUCAUUCCCACAUGGAGGGAAAAUUCUCCUUUCAUGGAGGUUAGGGACUGUCACCCUCAGCACUGUGAACAUUUCGGGUGAGAUCAUUCUUCAGGGGAAGGAGCUGCCCAGAGCAUCACAGGAUGUUCCAGUGCCCCUAGCCUCUGCCGAUCAGAUGCCAGCACUCCCACCAGUUGUGGCAACCAAGAAUGUCUCCAGACACUGCCCCGUGUCCCCGGGGUGUCACCCACCACACUGAGUCAAAGGGUGCCUGCCCUUGUCAAAUCCAGGACAUAGCCGUGGACAUGUCCACAAAUCCCCAGAACCUAGUGAGCCCUCUGACUCUGGGAGCCCCUCUCUCAGGGAUUUGCUGGGCCAUUUGUGACUUCUCAUUUCUUAAAACCUGAAAUAGACUCUCUUAGUCAGGAACAAGUGACUCUUUCCCAGAAGUGCCAAAACUUAAUCAUCAGCGUGCUUUCUUCAAUUUCCUCACCCAUCAGCCAGUGGGCUCUCCAAAGUUAACCCACAGCUCCCUCUUGUGGUUCACUAAAAUAUUUCAUUAUUCCAUGGAGUUGUGCAAAGCUGUGGCUUCCUCGGUGCAAUAUUCUCAGAACCUGCUUUGCGUAGAAA